Messenger RNA from Danaus plexippus (monarch butterfly), 2467 nucleotides. Its product is annotated as membrane protein BRI3. The transcript is spliced from 2 exons. Lineage: Eukaryota; Metazoa; Arthropoda; Insecta; Lepidoptera; Nymphalidae. The record is from RefSeq and is a predicted model, not a curated record. Bases 109 to 477 code for a protein of 122 amino acids.
CAAUUGACAGCUGAUUUGUUAGUGCUUAGUGGAUAGUUGUCAAGUGGGAAUUGGUGAUAAUAAACUUAUUAAAAGUUUUUGUGCUUCAAAAUUCUUAUUCAAAGAAAAAUGGAGAAACCUACUGUUACUGAACAACCACCCCCUUACUCAGCAGCUACUAUGGGAACGGGAGCACAUACUUACCCUCCGCCGCCGCCGCCGCCACCCCAAGGGUCAUUCCCUCCACCGCCGGGCUACACACCAUAUGGUACAACCCCGCAAACAGCUUUUGUCCCAAACUAUGGGGCUACUAACAUUAUCAUACCACCUCCCAUAAUAGCUGUAGGUGCUUGCCCAGCAUGUCGAGUGGGUAUAUUAGAAGACGAUUUCACUUGUCUCGGUAUUUUGUGCGCCAUUUUAUUUUUCCCUAUCGGCAUUUUGUGCUGUUUGGCGAUGAAGAAUAGACGGUGCUCCAAUUGCGGCGCUAUGUUUGGAUAAGACAUGUAUUUUUUGGCUCGGUUCAUUUAUAAGUUGUUACCGUCCAGAAUUCUGAUUGGUAAUUUAAGUGAUAAUUCUAUAAAAUCUCUUUGGUUUACUAAUAUGGAGCCUCUUUCUCUUUGACUGUGUCUUGGAAGUUGAUAUCGAAUUUAUACAUGAAUAUGAUCUUAAAUGAAAAUAUUUUCGAACUACAAAAUAAAACAGACUUGAAACCAUAGUUUGCUCUGAUUGUUUAGGAAAGUUCAAAAAAUUUAUUGAACUUAAUAAUAUUCAUUACUCCUUUAUUUUUAAUAUUUUUGUUUUUAUAAUAAUGGAUGUUAAAUAUAUACCAUUCCCCUUUAUUUUUGAAAAAAAAAAGUCUUAUAAUGUUCCAAUUAAAUUUCUGAAUUAAUACUUAAAGUCACAUUACAUUUUAUCAAUAUAUUCUUUAUAUUAAAUAGAACAUGUUUUGGUUUUUCAUAAUUGGAACCAUUUUUUUUUUAAAUAAUAUAUAAGCAAAGAGUUGUUUAAGAAGAUAUUAAUAAUAUAAUUGUAUGUUCAUAUGUAGUCUCUUGUCUGUGAUCCUUUGGAUGUUAUGGUGCUCUUAUUGCAGCUACAGUUAUAUAAUGUUAUAUAAUUACAUUUAUAAGAUUUAAAUUUGCUAUGUUGUCAUUAUUUUGUUAUAAAGUUUAGCAAUACAUUCAUAUAUAUAUAUGACGAAAUAACAAAAUUCACUUGUUAUUACAAAAGGGCACCAUAUUCUAAAGAAUUUGAAUGAGAGAUAUAUUGACAGAAAUGUUGCAGUGUUGCCAACUCCAAUCGAAUAUUAAUAUCUUUUUUUAAUGUAAGAAAAGCUUAUGAGCUUUUUCAAUAGUAUCUGUUAUUAAUGAUAUUAUAUAUAAAUAAAAAACUACUGUUAUAUUUUUUAUUGAAAAGUAGGAUAGUUUUUUAGGCAUUGUAAUGGAACAGCUAUGGAAAUGUCAAUAAAAAUUUAAAUAUAUACUGGGCUAAGAUUUUUGUAAUAAUGGUAAUGUAAUUUUAAAUUGUAUCAGAUUAUAUAUUGAUUAUAAUUUUUAAUAAAUAGUGUUUAUUAUUAUUAACUAUUUUGCAUAUACCUUAUUACUUAAAGCAAACAAUUCUCAUAUAUAUCUAUACAAGGCCUGAAUUACUCUAUUUUCAUAAAAUUAGUAAAAUAUUGAGAGUAUAUCGGGAAAAAAAAUUGUUUGAUUCUACUAUGUUUGCUUAAUUUUUUGUUACAUUUUAUUAUAUUUUUAUAAUUCCUUGAACUUAUCUCCUAUUAUAAGUUUUAUUGAGAAAUGUCGUAAUUGUCAUUGGAGGAGAUAUACUUCAAUUCGUCAAAUGUUGAUGUAACCGAAGAUUUUACAAGACAUUUAUAGGAAAUAAAAAAAUAAUCUUAUAUUGUGUAUCUUCAAAAAUAAAUAAAAUAUAAAAAAGAAUAGUGAUCACAGAGAACUGUUGCAGAUUUAAAUAUCAAUAUUAAUGCAUUUUUGAUAUUCAUCUUAAUAUAAAUCUUAAUUAAAUAAAUUCUAAAUUUUUUACCGUAAAUGUUAUUGAUUUAAUAAUUAAAAUCAAUUGAUUAUAUAUUUGUAGGUACCUAUUAAUAAUUGUAAAUGUAUGAAUCAAUUAUAAUAAUAAACUAAGCAAUAGAAAUAUUUUUAUAAAAGUCACAAAAAGGCUGCUUUAUAUCAUUAACAAAAUAUGGUCUUCAAUGUAUGUAGCGUUAGUUCAAAUACAAAAUGGCUGCCUUGAAUUUAACGUAGACAUCGUUUAAUCAUACAGAGUAAAAAAUAAUUGUUAUCCUGAGACGCAAUUUAAAGUCCAUUAUGCCUUGAAUAUUCAAGUUUACAUUGAAAGUAUAUAAAUAUUUAAACUAAAUGAUAAUUAGGAAUUAUAAUGAUAUGAAUGUUUAUUAUAUGAAAUGUUUAUAGAAUACAAUUAAAGCGUAUCUACAUUUGUACUCUAGGUUUUUCAAAUAAAGUUAGGUUAGAAA